Molecule: messenger RNA, 2577 nt
Organism: Ylistrum balloti
Lineage: Eukaryota; Metazoa; Mollusca; Bivalvia; Pectinida; Pectinidae
Product: parathyroid hormone 2 receptor-like
Exons: 14
Coding region: 1-2577 (858 amino acids)
Biological process (GO): cell surface receptor signaling pathway; adenylate cyclase-modulating G protein-coupled receptor signaling pathway
Cellular component (GO): plasma membrane
Molecular function (GO): G protein-coupled peptide receptor activity; peptide hormone binding
Source: RefSeq, a predicted model, not a curated record
AUGAGUCAGCGACGUAAACAGAAUCAGACGUCCCUGGUAACUCUACAGUUAUGUGGAAUAGACGUCGCCCUGCUAACUCUACAGUUAUGUUGUGUAGACGUCGCCCUGCUUACUCUACAGUUAUGUGGUGUAGACGUCGCCCUGCUAACUCUACAGUUAUGUGGUGUAGACGUCGCUCUGCUAACUCUACAGUUAUGUGGUGUAGACGUCGCCCUGCUUACUCUACAGUUAUGUUGUGUAGACGUCGCCCUGCUAACUCUACAGUUAUGUGAUGUAGACGUCGCCCUGCUAACUCUACAGUUAUGUGGUGUAGACGUCGCCCUGCUAACUCUACAGUUAUGUGGUGUAGACGUCGCCCUGGUAACUCUACAGUUAUGUGGUAUAGACGUCGCCCUGCUAAUUCUACAGUUAUGUGGUGUAGACGUCCCCCUGAUAACUCUACAGUUAUGUGGAAUAGACAUCGCCCUGCUAACUCUACAGUUAUGUUGUGUAGACGUCGCCCUGCUAACUUUACAGUUAUGUUGUGUAGACGUCCCCCUGCUAACUCUACAGUUAUGUGGUGUAGACGUCGCUCUGCUUACUCUACAGUUAUGUUGUGUAGACGUCGCCCUGCUAACUCUACAGUUAUGUGAUGUAGACGUCGUCCUGCUAAUUCUACAGUUAUGUGGUGUAGACGUCGCCCUGCUAACUCUACAGUUAUGUGGUGUAGACGUCGCCCUGCUAACUCUACAGUUAUGUGGUAUAGACGUCGCCCUGCUAAUUCUACAGUUAUGUGGUGUAGACGUCGCCCUGCUAACUCUACAGUUAUGUGGUGUAGACGUCCCCCUGAUAACUCUACAGUUAUGUGGAAUAGACAUCGCCCUGCUAACUCUACAGUUAUGUUGUGUAGACGUCCCCCUGCUAACUCUACAGUUAUGUUGUGUAGACAUCGCCCUGCUAACUCUACAGUUAUGUGGUGAAGACGUCGUUCCGCUAACUCUACAGUUAUGUAUCAUAGACCUCCUACGUGCUAGUCCCACUGUAUCAAGAUCACAGAUUGCUAGGCUGAGCUAUCCAACUGAGGUAGUUACCAUCUCCCUGGAAGAGCAGAAUCGUCUAUUACUACAGGCUGAAAUAGCAUGUCUCAACACUAGCCUGAUAACGGCCAAACCAGGAAAUGGGACCUACUGCAGCCCCGCCUGGGACACGAUUUCCUGCUGGCCGUACACGAGAGCUGGGAACACGGUGCAUCAACCCUGCCCGAGUUAUGUCAAUAUGUUUGACAGCGCCGCCUUCGCCUCUCGGACCUGUACGGAGUCCGGCACCUGGUAUAUACAUCCGGUACACAACACCACGUGGUCUGACUACUCUAAGUGUAUUCACAAGGACGAAGGCCAUCCCCUCAUUGCUGAGCACAUGCACCGAAUUACAAUGAUGUACACAAUAGGGUACGGAGCCUCCCUAGUGUCCCUUGUGAUGGCUGUGUUUAUCAUGCUUUACUUCCGAAAGCUGCGGUGUCCGAGGAAUACAAUUCACGUCAACAUGUUCGUGUCUUUCAUGCUGAGGGCGGCCAUAUCAUUUAUGAAGGAGAACAUGUUGGUGGAAGGUGUAGGAUUCCAAGCUGACGUUACAACCUCGCCUACUGGAGCAAUCCAGUUCAUACCUGAAGGAACACACUGGCAAUGUAAGCUGUUUUUCACAGUGUUCCACUACCUACUGGGUACCAACUACAUGUGGAUCUUCGUAGAAGGCAUGUAUCUUCACACGCUCAUAUCCGUCAACGUCUUCUCGGAGCAAAGCAGCAUCAUUUGGUUCGUCGUGUUUGGCUGGUUGUCACCUCUCCUGUUCGUCAUACCAUGGGUCAUCGUGCGAGCCACCUUAGAGGAUGUGUUAUGCUGGAACACCAAUCCUACAGCUGGAUAUUUCUGGAUUAUGAGGGGUCCAAUCGUGGCUUCCGUUGUUAUAAAUUUCGUCAUAUUUCUCAAUACCAUAAGAAUACUUUUCACCAAACUUAAAGCUUUCAACACAUUUGAGGCAAGACAAUUCAGGUACAGGAAACUGGCUAAGUCAACCUUGGUACUUAUCCCCCUGUUCGGCGUCCAUUACGUUAUAUUCGUGGGCCUACCUGAGGACGUCAGUGAGAUGGCAGAACUUGUCAAACUCUAUUUUGAGAUGUUCUUUAAUUCAUUUCAGGGUUUAUUCGUGACACUGUUGUUUUGCUUCUUUAACGGAGAGGUUCAGUCUGAAAUUAGGAAGAAGUGGAGAAGAUAUCGGUUAUCUCAUACGGGUGGUGAGAGUAUAAACCGGAAGUCCAACACGAUGACAUCAUUUAUGUCACGUACACGACGAGAGUCAGCGGUAUCGAACUCCAAUUCUGGUGAAUCAAAAGACUACCACCAACAUCUUAACGGCCAUAGUCACAAAGAUAAAAACAGCAAUCAGAAAGUUUGUAAUAAAUCCCCGAAAUAUAUCCUUACAAAUGGUUACCAUGGGGAUACAAGCAAAAUUUCACAUUCCGAUUGUGAUGACGAAGAACAAAUGGUUACAUUUAUUUCAAAUAGCGAUCCUCUUCCACGUCAGGAGCAAGACAUCAUGUGA